Molecule: messenger RNA, 1106 nt
Organism: Heterobilharzia americana
Lineage: Eukaryota; Metazoa; Platyhelminthes; Trematoda; Strigeidida; Schistosomatidae
Source: the annotation of a GenBank genome assembly
UUUUGCACCAUUCUUUGACAUCUGUUUGAAUGUCAAGGUCAUCGUAGCUUGUCAGCCAUCCUGAUUGGAAUAAGAAUUCGGUCACUGUUUUUAACGAGACCAGUUUCUAUAAAAUCAAAUAUUGCCAACUAUCAGAAGAUGAAGUUUAAUGUUUGUUUUGUAUUGGGUGGACCAGGUGCGGGGAAAGGUACCGUGUGUCAGCAGAUUGUAAAAGAAUAUGGAUUUGUACAUUUAUCUGCGGGUGAAUUACUCCGACAAGCUCGUGAUUCCUCAGAUUCUGAAUUCGCCAGUCGGAUACAAAUGCAUAUGAAAAAUGGAACAAUAGUCCCAGCGAAAAUUACUUGCGGACUGCUGCAUCAGGCAAUGACAAAAAGUUAUAAGGAUGCUGGUUGUAUGAAUUUCCUUGUGGACGGCUUUCCACGCAAUGAGGAUAACCGUCUGUGUUGGGAACAGGACAUGAAUCCUCUUACAAAUUUAAAACGUGUUAUUGUACUAGACUGUCCAGAUGAUAUAUGUAUACAACGUUGUCUUGGACGACAGUCCAAUCGGGUCGACGAUAAUGAAGAAACAUUACAACACCGUAUCAAACAAUUCAAAGAACAAUGUAUGCCGGUAAUUAAAUUCUAUGAGGCACAAAAUUUGGUUACCGUAAUUGAUGCCAAACAAUCAAUACCAGAAGUGUGUAAUCAAGUUCGACAGAUGAUGAAUAUGUUGGUUAGUUGAUAAACGGUAAAAGUCAACUGUUGCAUGACCUGCAGGAAUUCAGUCCUAUUCUCUGUGAUUUGCUUACUCUGUGGAAAUUUCAGAGCGUUUUCAUUCGAAUCCAUGUUAUCUAAUCAACUCCAAUAUCAUGAAAUUUUUUCUCUAUCCUCAUUUGAUAUCGCAUAUCAUGACUAGUGCAGUUCAAUCAAUAUCUUCUGUCUUAUCUUCAAGUAUCAAAUGAAUUAUGUUGGAAAUGUGGGGAUGUCUGCUGCAAACAAUAACAUACUUUUUUUUUAAACUAUCAACGGACUAUUUCUGUAUUUGGUAACAGUAAUGGAACUUUUCGACAAACUCACCUCGUAUAUAACAUAUUUAUACAAAAUAUAUUGGCUAUUGAACGUUGA